AUGGCCGCCGCCGCCGUUCAAAUCCCGAGACAGCCGGACAUUUCAUAUGCUCCCGACUAUGACAACUACCUCAACCGCAUCAAGCGGCGUCAAGAGACGGAAAAGUUGGAGACUUCCCUGCCCGAGGGCUUUCCUGCCAAGCUUGAAUCCGAUCUUGUCUGGGACGGGAGAAACUUGGCUGAUACGUAUGACUGGAACUACGUUUUGACUGAGAGGGAUGUUGCGGAGGUCGACCAAGCUCUUCGGCAUUUCAAGUCUCUAAACCUGGACUUGGGCUACGUUACCCCCGAGACAUUCCCCUUGCCGGAACUCCACGAUACCCUACGAGAAAUCUCAAAAGAGGUUCACCUAGGCCACGGUUUCAAAGUCGUCAAGGGCGUACCAGUCGAUAAGUACACUCGCGAGGAGAACGUCAUAAUCUACGCCGGCAUUGCAUCGCACGUCGCCCCCAUCCGUGGCCGCCAGGAUCACCAAUACAACGGGAAGCCAGCUGAUGUCGUUCUCGCGCACAUCAAGGACCUCAGCCAGGAGAUUGACCCUCAUAAGAUUGGAGCGCCGGCGUACACGGCCGACAAGCAGGUUUUCCACACCGAUGCUGGCGAUGUGAUUGCUCUCUUUGCCCUGGGCGAGCCCGAAGAAGGCGGCCAAAGCUUCUUGUCCAGCAGCUGGCAUGUGUACAACGAGCUCGCAGCAACACGCCCCGACCUUAUUCGAACCCUAUCCGAGCCUUGGGUGGUCGACGAGUUUGGAAAGCGUGGCAGGACCCAUACCGUGCGGCCUCUUCUGUACUUCCAGCCUGCAACUGAAGACACACCCCAGCGCCUCAUAAUCCAAUACGCGCGCCGCACUUUCACAGGAUACUGGGGUCUUCCCCGAUCGACAGACAUUCCUCCCAUCACCGAGGCUCAAGCUGAGGCUUUGGAUGCCUUGCACUUCACGGCUGAGAAGUAUCGCGCCGCCCUCGACUUCCACAAGGGCGACAUUCAGUUCGCCAACAACUUGAGCAUCUUCCAUGCCCGCGAGAAGUUCAGAGAUUCUCCAGAGAAGAGGUACCGCACCAUCAUGGGCAUUCGAUAG
This is a messenger RNA of Trichoderma citrinoviride, 1077 nucleotides long. RefSeq names its product Clavaminate synthase-like protein. NCBI's taxonomy places the organism in Eukaryota, Fungi, Ascomycota, Sordariomycetes, Hypocreales, Hypocreaceae. The record is from RefSeq and is a predicted model, not a curated record. Gene Ontology annotation, molecular function: oxidoreductase activity. The transcript has 3 exons. Bases 1 to 1077 code for a protein of 358 amino acids.